AUGAAGGCUCCCAGCCGGUCUUCUCUUCCCCUCCUCUUUCUCCUUUCUUUCCUUCCCUUCACCUCCCUUUUCUCCGAGGCUAUCUCCCGAGCGUCUGCGUCGCAUACACUCCGUGACUCAGCGGCGCAUGCGUUGCACGCCGACAACGACCUGGCGCGGUCGUUCCUUUCCAGAUCCGAAGAGCGCAGCCCAGACGCCCGUUCGUCUCUGGAGGAAGAGGCUGACGCUGUCGAAAACGCGUCCUCUCAUCUCCCCGACCUCGAAGACGCGCUUCAGCAGGAGCUCGAGAGCGCCUCUUCGUCGCCAGAAACUGUCCCUCUCUCCUCGUCGGAGGGCGCCUCCGAUCCCUCGCCAUCGUCUUUCGUCUCUUCGUCGCCAACGUCGCGGGCUUCCGCCGCCUCUGCGUCUUCCCGCGAAGCUCCAGACUCUCUCCCGACGCUGGCUGAGGUCCACGCCAGCCUGGCAUCGCGCAUUGCGCAGGAGCGUUCGUCCCGUCGCCUCUCCGAUGCGGAACAUGGCGAAGACGCGAAUGACGAGAAUGGCGACCGAAAGCACGUGCGCAAACCGCCGAGGGACAAGAGCGCGUACUCGGUCUUCUCCGUGCCUUCUCUGCGUCUCGAGGGUGUGGCGAUCGCAGACAAAGAAGAGGCAACCGCGUCCUUUGCAAUUUCCGUGGGUUGUGGGUUCUUCCACGACCCUCCGGCCAUCCCCGGAAUCGCUCAUCAGCUGGAGCAUUUGAUUUUCCUAGGCGCCGAAGGAGAAACGAACGCGACGUCCUGGGACGAAUUCGUCAGUGCGCGCGGGGGCACGCACAACGCGCACACCACGGCGGAGUUGACCACCUUCUUCGUCGCAGCCCCGACGGACACUCUCCCCGAACUCCUCGACAGAUUCCUUCAACACCUCUUCCGUCCUCUCCUCGCUGCUGACCAGUUCGCCUCCGAAGUGAUGGCAGUGCAAUUCGAGCACGAGAAAAAUCAACCGGACAUCGCAAGAGUGCUCCUCGAACUGGCGAUGGCUGCGACGCCAGCGGUUGGUUCCCCAACCUCGACUUCUCGCGAGGAUCUGCCCCCGUCUUUUUACCGCCCUGAAGUCGCGCAGAAGUUCGGAACUGGCGACUACGAGACUCUCUGCCAAGCACCUAUCGAGCAAGGCUUGGAUGUGCUCAAGGCUCUGAGGGCAUUCCACAGGAAAUGCUACAGACCCGAAAACAUGACCAUCGCUGUGCGCAUGGGGCGCCGAUCCGUCCCCGUCGUCAUCGAAGGCUCUUUCGACUCCGCAGGGCGGCCGCGCCCCAUCCCCGCCGAGGUUCAAGCUGAGGCAGAGCGACAGGCAGAAAAAUACUCCGUCUAUACGCCGAAGGAGAUUGGAGAGGUAGUCGCUCGGAUUUUGACAAAGUAUUUCCCGCCCACUGAGGAAGCAGAAUCGGACGCGCACCGUGCUGACAACGAAGACGCGGGUGCGUCGCCUUCGGACCCGCCGUCGGCGUCACUGACGCCAAGGCCACACAAGGCGUCUUCUUCUGCGUCUUCAGCUUCGCGAUCUGGAGCGAAGGCGAAAGCCAGUACAACUGCUGACGCAAAGAGGAGAAAGGCGGUUUUGAAGACCGUUCGUCUGCAUGCAGAGGAAAAGGAGAAAACAGGCGCGCAGGACGCCGCUUCAUUCCUUGAAGUGACACCAGAGGAGCACGCGUCGACGCUUGAAGACGAUACAGAGCUCGCGGAGGAGGAUUCCAUUCAGGCAGACGCAACUUCCAGCACCUCAACCGGUAAAGUCUACCGCGUCUUCCGUCAGCAUGGCUGGGGAAAGCGUCUUUUGCUUGUCUGGGAGAGAAGAACAAGCUGGGCAGUUCGAGGCUUCGACGAAGAGUUUCAGCCCACCGCACUCCUUGAGUAUCUGCUGGAGUAUCCAGGCGAAACCGCUCUUUUAAACCGUCUCAAGGUCCAAGGGUUGAUUGCCGACGGCGAGUACGUGGACUACACGACGAGUCAGAAGGCGUUUAUCGGUUUGCUGUUCGAGUUGACGGACGAGGGCGAGAAGAACCACGAGCAGGUGAUUGCCGCGACGCUGGCUUACGCCGACACACUCCGGACGUCUGUGGACGACGCGUACAUCCUCGAUUUCUUUGAGGAGUUUGCAGGGGUGGCGAACCGGUCCUGGACCUACAAAGACCCGGAAGAUGCAGUGAGCGCAGUGAUCGGCGCAGCCGAGAAACUGGCUGUGUUUCCGCAGCGUCCAGACCUCGUGGUUGCAGGUGGCGAGUACGUGGCCUUGCCUGAAGAUCGGUCCGUUCUCGUCCGAGUGUUGCGGGAAGAGCUGCAGAGCUUCGACUCCUCGCGCGCGUCUGCCUUCGUCAUCCUUCCCGAAGGCCGCGCACGCGACGCCGGACAAGACGUGCAUGUGUUUGCGCCCUACGCCGUCCAGUACACCGUCACGGAGCUCCCGGCUCCGGAGGUUGCGAGGCAAGUGGGAGCGAAGAUCGGCAGAUCAGCCGCGGAAAAGCUGGAGGCUGUGCGCGAGGCGGCGGAGUCAGUGCAGCUGCGUACCCAGUCCCUGGUUUCCGUUCAAGAGACUGUCUUCUCGCUGCCUCCGGUUCUGAGUUGCAAGCUGGCUGCGGAGGUGAAGCUCCAGCGGCGUCCCGUGCCGGAUGUCUGUCAGUCCCUGUCGCCGAUUCAGUUUCCCAUCCAAGCGGAGAGGAACGAAGGGGAGGGCGCGGCAAAGCGAGCGGGCUUUUCGACGGGUGCAAGAGCGGGUGUUCGCGACGCGGAUGCAGAGGACGAUGAUAACGAACAAAAGAAACUGGAAGCCUCCGGACCGCCCUGUGUGUUGGUGACGGAGGAGAGCUUCUCGGUCUUCUGGAAGAACGCCGAGCCUUUCAACAAGCCUGUCGUCAGGGCGUACUUCAAACUGCGGAUCUCGGCGGAAGACGCGACAGGCAAAAACACCCUGUACGGAAAAAUCUUCACGACGAUCGCAGGCGAACGCGCGCGCACCGCUCUCGCCACCUUCGAAGGAUGCGGCGUGGACCUUCUCAUGUCCUUCACAAACGGCGCCCUCGUUCUGGAGAUACAGGCAAGGAAAGAGACGUUUCGAGCCUUCUCGGAACUCUUCGCGUCGGUCUUGCAGCAGCUGAUCGCCGUGUUGAAGGAGACACGAGAAAGCGUGAAAGAGGCGGACUUCACCAAGGUUUUCAAUACGCUGGAACUGCAACUCUCCGACUUCUCCGCCGUCACCCCAUUCGAAAUGGCGAUGGAUGUCGCCCUCAGCGUCAUCCGCCGAAACCGGUUCUCUCAGUUGGACUUGCGGCGUGCCGCGACAGAGUCCUCUUCCGCGUCGCAGUUCGAGGAGUUCCAGAACUUUGUUCGAAACGCCUUGACGAGAAACGCUCUGGAUGUCUUCAUCAUGGGCGACAUCGACUACGAUGCCGCGCGGGAACUUGCGGAGGAAUUCCGAGCUGCCUUGUCCGAGCAGCCGCUGCCCUUCGCCCAGAGCGCAGGCAACGAGAUCUUGAAUGUCGCGGAGGACAUUGAGAUUCGGUUUCCGAACCCUAUUCCAGAAGACGCAACGAACGCGUACGUGUCUCUCUACGUGACACAUCCGCCACCGGACAUGAUGGAAAUGGUCAUUUAUUCCCUGAUUGGAGAAGUGAUAAGUUCGCCUUUCUUCGACACCAUCCGCACGCACUGGAUGGACGGCUAUGUCGCCGCAGCAGCUGUCCGCGAAGUCCCCCCAGCGAUGACCCUCGCCACGAUCGUCCAAGGCUCGAAACGGAAACCCGAUGAACUCGAGAGGCACGUAUGUGCCUUCUUAGCCGAGAUGCAAGACAACAUCGGAACUUCCAUGACCACCGAAACUUUCCUGGAGCGUCUCCGCUGGCUCAGCAGCAGCAAGUUCCACAGAAGUGCCACGAGCUUCAGCGACUACUUUGGCGAGGUGACAUCCCAAAUUGCUUCGCGCAACUUCUGCUUCAUUCGAGAGCAGCUCGCGAGGUUGGCUACGGAGCAGUUCCUCAACUGUCCCGCGAUUCUCAAGCACUACAUGAAUGCGUUGGUCGACCGCGCGAACCGAAAACGCAUCGCCGUCAAGAUUGAAGGCAACACGCCGAGCGCGGAGGCUGCCUCUGGAUCCACGAGGGCGACAGAGAACCAGCCGCUGUCUUCUGCGGCCUUGCCUAGUCGCUGUUCCCUUCCCAGUCUGUCUUCGUCCGCCUCGGCUUCGGCCGAGGUACGUCAGUCGCCUUCUCUGUCUACGCUGACGCCGGCGGUUGUGCCGCGGGCUGUCGCUAAGCACGACGGCCGCUCUCAAAGGGAAACGGAGACUUCGGAAUCUUCUUCCUCGUCCGCGAAUGUCAAGGGGCAAGCAAAGACGGGGGAUCAGACCAGGACAUCGAGUGCGUCGUCGUUAGGUUCGUCGCACAAGGACGGCGCAGAAGCCGAGCACCUGGCGGGACGGGUCGUGUCUCUCCUGGGAGUUGGGGAAGAGUCGAGGGGAGCGAAGGCUCCUGUGAACGAGCGCCGGAGCUACGGCAGUCUUCUUGGGUCUCACAAUGUGUUCAAAAGCAACCGAAUCAAGACGGAUUUCGCAUCCCCCAUCUUCACCCUCGGCGACGACGAAGAGGCGCUCUCCCUGAUUCAGGUCGACGCACGCAUUUCGACUCAGAGUGAGCACGCGAAGCCCGUACUCGGCAGCCGAAAAGCGGAAGGACACUCGCAGGCGCCCAGUGCAGCUGUCGCGGAGCCUUCCGCGUCGAAGAAUCGAAAGGGAAGAUCCCAGGAACCCACGGAGACACCUGGACUGGAAAUCACGGAAAUCGUGUCCGAUGUCGAAGGCCAGGCGGAAGAAGGCGACGUCCCUAUCGAGUUCUUGCCUCUCGCCAAGCAAAUCAUGCCCCACAUCCUCGAGCGAUGCGAAGAAGACCAAAAGGCUGCAGCGGAUGGGAAGAGGAUUGUCGUCGACAAUUUUUUCACGGAUCCGGAUGAGGCGCGUCGCGUCAUUCUGGAGAAGCUCGGCGCAAAGCUGAAUUCGUCGGGGUCUGCGCCGCCCACUGCGGCUGCGGCCUCUCCACUCUGGCUGAGUUACACCCGCGCUGAGUCGUGCAGCAUUCGCACGAGCACCAUCGCGAAGGCAGAAGAAGUAUGCGGUUCCAUCCGCGAAGCCGAGAUGGACGCCGUGCCGCUUGUCUCUCCGGAGCAGCCGAGUGUCGGUCAGCCGAGCAUCCCGCCCACCCUCGCAGCGGUCCCUCCCACCAGCGAGGAGGCGCCGCCGUCUGCGGCGGCAGCUGGAGCCGCCGGCGCGGCGCAGGAACCUGAUCAGGCGGCGCGCGCGGCCGAUCUCGAGGACGCCUCCGCGGCUGAGACGGAGGAACUCCGCCUUCGCCAGAGCGCCAAGCAGCGACGCCUGGAGCAGGAAAAGUCGCUCCUCGAAGCCCGGCUCACGCGCCUGGAAUUGCAGACCAUCGCGCAGCGUGCGCAGCUCCUGAAGCAGCGCCUGGACGCGAUGAAGCAGUACGGCACUCGGCCCACGACGAUCUUCAACACCUGGUUGGCGCCGCAGCGCAGGGGCAUCCGGGACGUGGGAGGCGGCAAAGGCGCGAGCUCCGGGGCCUUUCCGGUCGCCGCAGUGUCUGCGCUCGGCGCCACGACCCACGGGCUGCCGUCGCCUCAGGGCGUGCAGGGCCGCCUGCGCUCGCCCUCUUCGCUCCACCACGCGGCCGAUCCGCUGGCGUUCAAGAGAACCCUCGACACCCUGCGAUGGAGAGAACAGGCGCUCCUCCAACGGCAAGCUGAGCUGAGGAACCAACUCCGCGCAGAGCCCCCGUCAAAUGCAAGCACUCCUGCCUCAACUGUUCCCAGCUGGGGCGCUGCGCCGGGCCAGGCCAUCCGACCCGUCGAGUACGUGGCGGCGCCGGCCGUGGCUUCUGUCCCUUCGUCGCCUUACCUCGGCUCGUCUUCGCGCACCAUAGCGGCAAAUCAGGCCAUCUCUGUGCCCGCAACGACCGCCCCCAACGCGCCGCCCGCCGUCGCGGCGUCUCCCGUUGCCGCGUCGCCCGCCGUCGCGGCGUCUCCCGUUGCGGCUUCUCCGGUUGCUGUUGCCGCAGUUCCGCAGAUUCCCGAGCAGGUUCCUGGACUCGGCGUAGGUGUCGCCGCACCAGGCCUGUCGAGUGUCAGCGGCGUCUCUGCAGCGCCAAGUCCCGCGCUGGCUGCUCCGGUGUCUGCGGCUGCUCCGGUGCCUGCGGCUGCUCCGGUGCCUGCGGCUGCUCCGGUGUCUGCGGCUGCUCCGGUGCCUGCGGCUGCUCCGGUGUCUGCGGCUGCUCCGGUGUCUGCGGCUGCUCCGGUGUCUGCGGCUGCGCCGGUGUCUGCGGCUGCUCCGGUGUCUGCGCCAAGUCCCGCGCUGGCUGCUCCGGUGUCUGCGGCUGCUCCUCUCGCGCUGUCUCCGGCGUUUCAGGCUGGCCUUGCCGCGACUGCACCGGCAGGCGGUGAGCUGUCGGAGUCGCCCCUUGUGCAGGCGACUGUGUCGGGAGUGCCUCGUGUGGUCGCUGCGGCGGCGAACUUCCAAGCGCCUGCUGCUCAGCCUGCAGUUGCCUCUCAGCCUCCGUCCCCGCAGGCCGUCUCUCCCGGCGCGCCGGCACCAGUGGCUGCUGGGGCGUCGGCGACCCCGGCCGUCAUACAGCCGACCGCUCCGGUGGCUGCGGCAUGA
Molecule: messenger RNA, 6696 nt
Organism: Neospora caninum
Lineage: Eukaryota; Apicomplexa; Conoidasida; Eucoccidiorida; Sarcocystidae
Product: putative peptidase M16 domain containing protein
Exons: 13
Coding region: 1-6696 (2231 amino acids)
Molecular function (GO): metal ion binding
Source: RefSeq, a predicted model, not a curated record